Periconia digitata is the source of this 321-nucleotide messenger RNA. NCBI's taxonomy places the organism in Eukaryota, Fungi, Ascomycota, Dothideomycetes, Pleosporales, Periconiaceae. The record is from the annotation of a GenBank genome assembly.
ACGAGCUCUCUCUGUGUGUGUGAGAGAGUCGCGGAGCCACGCCCCAUAUGCAGUUUAGCCGUAACAUAUUCACCACGUAGAGAGUUUUGGUCGCAAAUCUACAUCCAAGCCAAUCAUGCACCCUUCCUCUCCCCACAAUUCUUUGCGGAGUCAAGAUCCCAGACGACGAUGAUGAUGACGAUGAAAAAUUUUCUACUUAUCAGAUCAUCAGAUUUUUCUUCCCUUCUCCUUGGCAUACCGGCAGCGAAAAAGCGAACAGAGCUAAACCGCAACUAUACAAUAUAUAAUGGAUUGAUGCGAUGCGUAGGAACUAGGGUCUGA